Messenger RNA from Myxozyma melibiosi, 1031 nucleotides. RefSeq lists its product as uncharacterized. The transcript is spliced from 2 exons. The coding region runs from base 170 to 976 and encodes 268 amino acids. NCBI's taxonomy places the organism in Eukaryota, Fungi, Ascomycota, Lipomycetes, Lipomycetales, Lipomycetaceae. The record is from RefSeq and is a predicted model, not a curated record. Gene Ontology annotation, biological process: RNA processing.
AAAAUUGAGUUUGCCCUAACCUCGACUUUAGCCGAACCCGAACCCGAGAUGAGCUGCGCUUUGAGGAAUUGACACGAGGACGGCUUCGAGGACGCGGAUUCGACGAUAUUUUGUUUUCUUCUUUGAAGAUCUGCGGAUAGUCUUAAACUGCUGUCUGACACGUUUCAAUAUGGCGCGCGAGAAAGGCGGGCUGAAUCCUGCCCAGGCCCAACACAAGAAAGACAAAGCCAAUGCGAUCAAAAAAGCAAAAGCCGAGCGCGCAGAGCGCAUGACUGAGAAGCUUGCGCAGCGGAAUCCCGAGCGGAUGGAGAAGCAGAUCCAGGCUCUUAAAGAUCUCGAUUCGCAGGGCCGGCUGCAGGGUCCAGAUAAAAAACUGCUGGCCGAUCUCGAGAGGCAGAUCGUGCUCGUGCGGCAGGCUAAGGAGAAGCUUCAGGGUGGGAAAGGAGCUGUAGCGCAGGAGAGCGAGAGGUCUGGUGGUGCGCGGACAGCGGAGUUGGACAGGCAUGUGAAUGCGUCGGGGGUGUUUGUUCUCAAAGGCCGCGAGCGGCGGAGUAUAUACUGGGAUCCGGUGUUCAAUCCUACCGGCCUGCCUCCCGAUGGUUACAAGUACGCGGAAUGGGACCAGGGCGAAAUCAGCGACGACGAGAGCGAGGUCGAGGAUGAGAUCUUUUUCAGGCCAGAUCUGGGUGAACGCUCUGCAAAGGGAAUUCCGUUACCCAAAGGUCCAGCACUACGCUACGAACGAGGCGCAAAGACAUCGACCGAGUCGUCGUCGUCGUCGUCGUCGUCGACAGCUCCAAAGACUACGUAUGAGGCAGCGCCGGUCGUGCGUGACUUGAAGAAAGAAAGCGCGGCGUUUGUCCCGGCUUCGGUGCAGCGCAUGCAACAGCAGAGGAAGCGGGCGGGAAGUUUCGAUGAGCCAGUGGCGGAUGACUUAAAGAAGAUAAGGCAUGUUCAACUUGAAGACGAGGAGUAGGUUUGCUGCCAGCCACUAGAGAGUGUACGAUAAUACAGACAGAUGAUACAUUACU